AUGCACUCCAGCGGCUCCUUUAGAGGACCAGGUUCACAUGACCCCGCGCGGUCACAUGGCUCUUCAGACAACAUGGCUGCGCCCGGUUCGGGGUUCCCUUGGCCACGCCGGUUCCCUCCGGUGCUGCUCCCGCUGCCGUUGCUGCUGAUUAUUGGGGCGGUGGGAGCGGCCAGGGGCUUGGGCUCGGAGUCCGGAUCCCGCGCAGCUGAUGCGGCCCACGCGGCAGGGACAUGUGGCUGCGGCUCUCCCCAGCGCCCCGGGACGGCGGCGCACAGAUACUCCCGGGAGGCGAACGUGGCUGAGCGGGCCUCUGCGGAACGGCCAGUGCUGACCCCGCAGAUGGCCCACAUUCCUGCAGGUGUAUUUACGAUGGGCACAGAUGAACCUCAAAUAAAGCAGGAUGGAGAAGGACCUGCCAGGAGAGUCAGAAUUAACUCCUUUUACAUGGAUCUGUAUGAAGUCAGUAAUGCUGAAUUUGAGAGAUUUGUGAACUCCACUGGUUAUGUUACAGAGGCAGAGAAAUUUGGUGAUUCCUUUGUCUUUGACAGCAUGUUGAGUGAUCAGGUGAAGAGUGAUAUCCAUCAGGCAGUUGCAGCUGCUCCAUGGUGGUUGCCUGUUAAAGGAGCUAAUUGGAGACAUCCAGAAGGCCCCGAUUCUUCCAUUUUGCACAGACAGGAUCACCCAGUUCUACACGUCUCCUGGAAUGACGCGGUUGCAUACUGCACUUGGGCUGGAAAGCGGUUACCCACAGAAGCCGAAUGGGAGUAUAGCUGCAGAGGGGGCCUGGAGAAUAGACUUUUCCCAUGGGGCAACAAGCUGCAGCCAAAAGGUCAACAUUAUGCCAACAUAUGGCAGGGAGAGUUCCCUGUGAGCAACACCGGUGAAGACGGCUACCAAGGAACGGCGCCUGUUACUGCCUUUCCUCCCAAUGGGUAUGGUCUGUACAACAUAGUGGGGAAUGCUUGGGAGUGGACCUCGGACUGGUGGACUGUUCAUCAUUCUGCUGAUGAAACUCUUGAUCCCAAGGGGCCCCCGUCCGGGAGUGACCGAGUGAAGAAGGGAGGAUCCUACAUGUGUCAUAAGUCCUACUGUUACAGGUACCGCUGCGCCGCCCGCAGCCAGAACACGCCGGACAGCUCGGCUUCCAACCUCGGCUUCCGCUGUGCCGCUGACCGGCUCCCGGAUACAUGAUCCAAGGCGAGGAGGGGAGGAGGCCCUGGAUGAGCUUUCCCGGCGGGCUUCGAGGUGACUGAGCUCUGGUGGCUGAAAUGCCCCGAUUUCGGCAGUUUCUGCCCCCGCUAAGCCGCGGGCCAAAGGACCAUCCCCUUCCCUCUCCUCCCCUCCCCUUCCCCCAGGAGGCCCAGUCCCUGCCUCCAGCCUUCCGUAGCCCGCCUUCAUUGUGCCGCAGCUCUGCUCGGAGCUGCCAUUUUAGCAUUGUUUGGGGGGCGGGGGUCUUUACAGAGAAAACUGGGGACUUCGAAGAGGAAUGUAUGGCAAAUCUGUUUUUGAGCCCAGAUGGUUUUACAGGUGUCGGCCUUGCGGGAUAGUAAUCACGUAAAUAAGAGUCUUCUCCCGUCAGGCCUCAAGGGGCGGGAGGCGGGACGACUACUCAUUAGCACUUUUUUCUUCUUUAAGGACGGGAGAUGGGACUGAAUUUUGGGACAGUGAUUCCCUCUUGGGAGGCGGGGAUGGUGGGCUGCCGUUUGGCUCGGGGUCCCGAAGGCCCGAGGUGGGAUGAUUCUGUAGUGCUGUGUCUUUUAAACAUGAAGUGCCUUUAGUUUGGAGGGGCAGCCCCGUGCUUGAGCCCCAUUUUUCUUUUUGCCUGUCUUUGGUGAAUGUGGCAUUUGAGGUCUGUGCCCAGGCCUUGUUUAUUCUAAAUACAGGAGUGUUGGGGAAAGGCCUUGAAAGAAUCAGAUUCCCACCGUCCAGUAUUCUUAAUUAAAGAGUUGGGCACCUAGUGGGUGUCAGGAUAACAGAUGCUUUGAAUUGUGCACUAUUUUGAAUAAAUCACUGUGGGCUUAA
Gracilinanus agilis (Agile Gracile Mouse Opossum) is the source of this 2022-nucleotide messenger RNA. RefSeq names its product sulfatase modifying factor 1 (gene SUMF1). The coding region runs from base 1 to 1191 and encodes 396 amino acids. NCBI's taxonomy places the organism in Eukaryota, Metazoa, Chordata, Mammalia, Didelphimorphia, Didelphidae. The transcript is spliced from 9 exons. The record is from RefSeq and is a predicted model, not a curated record. Gene Ontology annotation, cellular component: endoplasmic reticulum.